Fusarium odoratissimum NRRL 54006 is the source of this 1305-nucleotide messenger RNA. RefSeq lists its product as uncharacterized. The record is from RefSeq and is a predicted model, not a curated record. Bases 1 to 1305 code for a protein of 434 amino acids. The transcript has 4 exons. NCBI's taxonomy places the organism in Eukaryota, Fungi, Ascomycota, Sordariomycetes, Hypocreales, Nectriaceae.
AUGGGCCUCAAAUUCAAGCCUUAUCAUCCUAAGCAAGCCAAGCAGAGACGCUCCACACUUGCUCCGACAAGCACUACAAGUGUUGGCAGUCUCCCUCCACUAUCCUCAGUUGCUGGCCAUAGAUGUUCUCAUAUUGAUGAGAAAUUUAUUGCAGUGACUAUCACAAAUAGAGAUGAAAACCCUUAUUUUGAUUUUCCUACUACAGAGGAAUGGUUGGAUUACUGUUUGCCUACAUCAGAAAAUCCAGUAACUGGCGCUGAAUCUACUAUCGACCCCCAACACACCAGCCGGGAUCUCAGCUGCCAUGGUUAUCGGUAUAAGGAUGAUGAGCCAAGACAAAGGCUUCCAGCGGCAAUUGCCACAAUGCCUUUAACCUCCGAGCUGAACAUUGAGCGAGAAGCUUAUAAUAUCAACACCUCUGAAGAAGAGAGCAAUACAGAGAUCAGUUCUGCCGACCACACUUGGUCACCAGAUACAAAAACCACUCCAUCAAUGGCCUCAAGCAUCAGUACACCUUUAGCAACCUCACCACAUUACCAAAAACAAAUUUGCAGAAAUCAAGAUGCCUUCGUUAACAACAAUGACAGCAUGCAAAAUACUAGCCUCCAGAUAGCUGAUUUCAAUGUAUCUAAUACUAUAUCCUACGCUACGCUAUCUGGAGAGAACCAUACAUUGCGCGCCGUUGCAGCAGCAGCAAAUAGUAUGCUGGCUGGCGCCACAGAAUCCAGCAUCACGACAGAGCCUGGCAUCACGAUAGAGCCCAGCUCGGUCAUAUCCUCAUCGAUAAAACGUUCGUUUUCAGAGGGCGGCGCAAGUCUUUCUAGCUCAGAUGUUUGCCACUUAUCGAAACGACUAAAGCUCACAUCAGCGUCAGUUGAGAAGGCUAUUUCAGCGCUACUUGAUGCCCAGAAGACAACCACCAUCAUAGGAGUCAAGUUGUACCAGGACCAACCACAUAGCCUGAAACCAGACGUCAGCGUCCAGUCUAUGUCUGACACCAUACAUGUGGCUGCGGAUGGAGUGGGUGAUGAUAGCGGCGACGAUAGAUCAAACACUGGUUCUAGCUUUGAUGAUAGUGACAGCGAAACCGAGCUCACCAUCUCACAGCCCCAAGGUUCCCAACAAAGAAGUACUCAACGUCGCAGGUGGACUGAGAAGGAAGAGAAGCUCCUUCGGGCAUUUAAAGGCACCCAGAAGAGGACCGGAGGCACGCCAUCAGACUAUCAGAUUGCAAAUAGUUUAAAUCGCACAGAGAGUGGCGUAAAGCAGUAUUGGGAUAUUAUGUUACAGAAGAAGCAUAGAUGA